GUCACCCCCGACUGACGCUCUGCUCCUAGUGACGCUGGACAGCAGUCAGUGACAGGUAAACAUCGCACCACCACGGAUCUCAGCCAGCUUCGGCUUCGCUGUGUCCCUCGUCCAGCGGCUCUCUUUUCGGAACCCCUUUCUCGCGGCGCCGGAGAACGUCGGUUCGAGCGCAGCUCCGCUCCUCCGCAGGCAGAGCAGCCCUGGCCCUGGCUGUGUGUGUGACUGACUCUGUGUGCUCUGCUCCAGCUCUCCACAAGUUACACCUCCUUCCAUCACUUUAAAGGGAUGCUGGGGUACAUCUGGCAGUACUUCUACACGUCCUUCUUCCGAUUCUGGCUGAAAUGGAUCCUCCGACAGGUGACGGGGAAAUGCGAGCUGCAGCGCAUUUGCAGCGGCUAUAAACAAGGCGCGCCUCGGACCAGCAGAGCGGAAUAUUCACUCGAGUCCUCAAAAAGUAAGGCGUUAAGAAGUGCAGUCAGCGUAGAUGAAGAUCAAGUGGAGAAGUGCGUUGUGGCUAUAAUGCAGGAAAAGAAUAUUCAUUCCCAGAAAGAUCCCACCUUCAAAGCAAAUCUCCGAGUUUGUAUAUUCCAAAUAACUGGAUACAAAAAAUUAUACAACUCUGUGGAAAACCUCAGGAAAGAGGUAUUUGAUUCUGAAAAUAAAGCACACGAAGAUAUGCUUUUGAAGUUAUGGAACUUGCUGAAGCCCUCAGUGAAGCUAGAGUCCAGAAUUACGAAGCAGUGGGGAGACGUUGGUUUCCAGGGUGAUGAUCCAAAGACGGACUUCAGAGGAAUGGGCAUGCUGGGCUUGACCAAUCUCGUUUUCUUCAGUGAGAGAUACACAGAUUUGUCUCAACAAGUCCUGUCUCACUCAAACCAUCCCAAACUGGGUUACUCGUACGCCAUCGUGGGGAUUAACCUGACGGAGAUGGCCUACAGCUUGCUCAAGGCUGGGACGCUCAAACCUCACUUCUAUAACGGCGUUCUGGGAGUUCCGCAUCUGGAGCACUUCCAUCAACUCUACUGUUACCUCGCAUAUGAGUUUGAUAAGUUUUGGAUGGAGGAGGAGCCCACGAGCAUCAUGGAGUUUAACCAAUACCGGGAGAAGUUUCAGGAGAAGGUGAAGAAGCUCCUGGAGCAGCCGGACGUGUCCCUUUCGCUCCGAGAGCUUUCUGAUCAGUGACAACGGCACCUUCGUUUUCCUCUCAUAACCCUUACACUAAAAUACCUGCUUCCUUUAAAUUAAAAAUCCGUGACUUUUUUUACUCUAAUGUUUUUUACAGACUUAUGAAGUUAAACAACUAAAAUUGUUUAAAAAAAGAAAAAAAAGAAAGAAAAUAAAUCCAUCGGUGCUCACAUUGACUGUGGAUGGGGUUACAGCAUUUAAAUGAUAGAAAAAUCGCACGUGUUGCUAUUUGAAAUGGUUGCGUUUUUUAGUACCACGAUGGGUGAAAGCUAGUUGGAAAUCGGAAUGCGUGUAAAUUUGGGGAAAAACUGUUUUCGCUUAUUAAAGACACAGUCCUGGUUUUCUAGUCUUAACAUCCAAAUCUCAGGAAAUUUGUACUAAUAUCCAGAGAGCGAUGUGUCUUUUUACUGGUUAAAUAAGACUAGCUUUGCUUGUACCUUGUUGUUGCAGUUUCUUAAGACUAAAGACUCAGCAGGACAUUGUUCUAAAAGACUGAUCAAAGCCUUGCAUGAUUUAAUGUGAUGCAUUAAUUCCCAUAUCAGGGUUUCUUGCCCCAUAUUGUGGUGUUCAGUGUUCAGUUUACACAAAAUGGCCUGUUAUGCAUCAGUAUGGACAUUUCCUUAAAUGGCUGUACAUCCAUUCCACCUCCUCUGGUACGUGCUGGACUGAUGUAUUAUAAAUUUUUUGUGCACUGUAGCUGACUAGCUGUUGACCAACUUUUACCCUGUUAUUUAUAUGCGGCCUCCUGCUUUGGAAGACUUUGUAAUUUUAUAGGAAAUGUAGGUUGUUCCUUUUUAUGUCCACACAAGUGCUGUGCAUGAUGCAAAUCCUCAUAAAUGUUCUGU
Molecule: messenger RNA, 2030 nt
Organism: Scleropages formosus (Asian bonytongue)
Lineage: Eukaryota; Metazoa; Chordata; Actinopteri; Osteoglossiformes; Osteoglossidae
Gene: elmod2
Product: ELMO/CED-12 domain containing 2
Exons: 10
Coding region: 286-1182 (298 amino acids)
Cellular component (GO): membrane
Molecular function (GO): GTPase activator activity
Source: RefSeq, a predicted model, not a curated record